AUGGCAGCCACUGCAGGGCUGCUGCAUGAAUUUGCUGUUCUCACUCUGUAUGGGAUCAUAAUCUCAGGGCCUUACAUGCGCAAAGUUUGUGGUGCUGGCAAGAAAACCCGUACCUACUGGUUAAGCCUGGACAUGUCAUUGAGACAACUCUCGAUGGUUGCAAAUGGGAGAACUCUCAUGCACAUCCAGGCAACUGAUGGUGACCUUCCUCAUCUAUUGGGUGUACUGGUGGCCUUUCUCAAGGGAGCGCUGAAUGGGUGGGAACACUUCUCAUCAGGAAUUUUGGAAGAUGGAGCUAUCGCAGCACUGUCAGACAUUGAGCGAGUGAAUGGCUGGAUGCCCUCAACCAAUGACAUGAAUGAGGGCAUGUUGGGGACUUUUUGGGUACAUCAAAAGCUCAAACCUUCAACAACACAGCAUCAAUUUAAUGCAAAGAUGAUGAAAGAACUUGCUUACUACAAGGCCAAGACAGUAUUUGAACAGUGCCAGAAACAAGCCAAGACAGCAAAUGCUACUGCAAACCGUCAGAAAUGUCUGGACAGUGUGGAGCUAAUUCUGGAUGAGGCCAAGAUUAGAACACUCACCAGCAAGGAGCUUGAUGAUCAACUGGAUUUGCACCGGUGGUUGGUGAAGGGCCUGACCAUGAAAAAGGACCUCAAGCUCAAGGAUGACAAGUUCAAAGUGGUAAUAGCUGAGCUCAGUAUUAUUGUUGAAGCUGGGGUAACAUUUUCAGGUGGCAAGGAUGCAGGGGCUGAUUAA
Coniophora puteana RWD-64-598 SS2 is the source of this 759-nucleotide messenger RNA. RefSeq lists its product as uncharacterized. The record is from RefSeq and is a predicted model, not a curated record. The transcript is spliced from 4 exons. NCBI's taxonomy places the organism in Eukaryota, Fungi, Basidiomycota, Agaricomycetes, Boletales, Coniophoraceae. The coding region runs from base 1 to 759 and encodes 252 amino acids.